UCCAACGUAAACAACCUCGCAUUCUCAUUGGAUAGAGGAAAGUUAUUUGAAAGACCCAGGACUCAGGAGAGUAGGGAGACUGCAAUUGUGAAUUUCAUUUACCAGUACAACGUAAACAACCUCGCAUUCUCAUUGGAUAGAGGAAAGUUAUUUGAAAGACCCAGGACUCAGGAGAGUAGGGAGACUGCAAUUGUGAAUUUCAUUUACCAGUACAACGUAAACAACCUCGCAUUCUCAUUGGAUAGAGGAAAGUUAUUUGAAAGACCCAGGACUCAGGAGAGUAGGGAGACUGCAAUUGUGAAUUUCAUUUACCAGUACAACGUAAACAACCUCGCAUUCUCAUUGGAUAGAGGAAAGUUAUUUGAAAGACCCAGGACUCAGGAGAGUAGGGAGACUGCAAUUGUGAAUUUCAUUUACCAGUACAACGUAAACAACCUCGCAUUCUCAUUGGAUAGAGGAAAGUUAUUUGAAAGACCCAGGACUCAGGAGAGUAGGGAGACUGCAAUUGUGAAUUUCAUUUACCAGUACAACGUAAACAACCUCGCAUUCUCAUUGGAUAGAGGAAAGUUAUUUGAAAGACCCAGGACUCAGGAGAGUAGGGAGACUGCAAUUGUGAAUUUCAUUUACCAGUACAACGUAAACAACCUCGCAUUCUCAUUGGAUAGAGGAAAGUUAUUUGAAAGACCCAGGACUCAGGAGA
Paramuricea clavata is the source of this 700-nucleotide messenger RNA. NCBI's taxonomy places the organism in Eukaryota, Metazoa, Cnidaria, Anthozoa, Malacalcyonacea, Plexauridae. The record is from the annotation of a GenBank genome assembly.